Molecule: messenger RNA, 2798 nt
Organism: Phacochoerus africanus (Common warthog)
Lineage: Eukaryota; Metazoa; Chordata; Mammalia; Artiodactyla; Suidae
Gene: SLC34A2
Product: solute carrier family 34 member 2
Exons: 13
Coding region: 72-2087 (671 amino acids)
Biological process (GO): intracellular phosphate ion homeostasis; sodium-dependent phosphate transport
Cellular component (GO): apical plasma membrane; brush border; vesicle
Molecular function (GO): sodium:phosphate symporter activity
Source: RefSeq, a predicted model, not a curated record
CGCUAUAAAUUCCCCGGCUCCGCGCUCCCGCUGGCUGCCUGCUCUGCUCCAGAGUGCGCCGCGCCGCAACCAUGGCUCCCUGGCCUGAGGUGGAAAAUGCCCAGCCUAACUCUGAGGAGUGCACCAUGAAAGACAAGGAGACCCACAAAGAUGAUGCCGGCACGCCUGGCACCAAGAUUGAACUCCAGCCGUCCCAUUCCGCCAUGGCUCUGGUGGAGGAGCCCCCAAAGGUGGAGGACCCCUGGGACCUGCCCGAGCUUAAGAACACAGGGAUCAAGUGGUCAGAGAGAGACACCAAGGGGAAGAUUUUCUGUGUCUUCCAAGGGAUUGGGAAGUUCAUCUUGAUUCUGGUAUUUCUCUACUUUUUCGUGUGCUCCUUGGAUGUGCUCAGCAGCGCCUUCCACCUGGUUGGAGGAAAGGUGGCCGGAAAAUUCUUCACCAGCAACUCUAUUAUGUCCAACCCCAUGUCCGGGAUGGUGAUCGGGGUGUUGGUGACAGUCCUGAUUCAGAGUUCCAGCACCUCCACGUCCAUCGUCGUCAGCAUGGUGGCCUCUUCUCUGCUGACCGUGCGCUCUGCAAUCCCCAUCAUCAUGGGAGCCAACAUCGGAACCUCCAUCACCAACACCCUCGUGGCUCUCUUGCAGGCAGGAGACCGGAAUGAGUUCAGAAGGGCCUUUGCAGGGGCCACUGUCCACGACUUCUUCAACUGGCUCUCCGUGUUGGUGCUCUUGCCUCUGGAGGCAGCCACCGGUUACCUGGAGCGCCUGACCAACAUGGUGGUGGAGAGCUUCCACUUCAAGAGUGGAGAGGAUGCCCCAGAACUUCUGAAGGUUAUCACUGAUCCCUUCACGAAGCUCAUCGUCCAGCUGGAUAAAACCGUUCUCCACCAAAUUGCCUUAAGUGAUGAGUCAGCCCGAAACAAGAGUAUGAUCAAGAUCUGGUGUAAAACUUUCACCAGUGUGAUGGAAAAGAAUGUCACCGUCCCCUCACCUGAGAACUGCACCUCCCCCUCCCUCUGUUGGACGGAUGGUUUGUACACCUGGACCAUGAGCAACAUCAGCCACAAGGAGAACAUUGCCAAGUGCAAACACAUCUUUGUGAAUUUCGAUCUCCCGGAUAUGGUUGUGGGUACCAUUCUGGUGAUAACUGCCCUGCUGGUCCUCUGUAGCUGCCUGGUCCUAAUGGUUAAAGUCCUAGGCUCUUUGCUCAGAGGGCAGGUAGCUGUGGUCAUUAAGAAGACUAUCAACACAGAUUUCCCUUAUCCCUUCAGCUGGGUGACUGGCUACCUGGCCAUCCUCGUGGGAACAGGCAUGACAUUCAUCGUGCAGAGCAGUUCCGUGUUCUCGUCGACUCUGACCCCGCUGGCCGGUAUCGGUGUGAUAUCCAUCGAGAGGAUGUAUCCACUCAUGCUGGGUGCCAACAUCGGCACAACCACCACCGCCAUCCUGGCCGCCCUGGCCAGCCCAGGAGAUACCUUGAAGAGCGCCCUCCAGAUCGCUCUGUGCCACUUCUUCUUCAAUGUCACAGGCAUCGUGCUGUGGUACCCAAUCCCCUUUGCCCGCCUGCCCGUCUUCCUGGCCAAGUGGCUGGGCAACAUCUCAUCCAAGUACCGCUGGUUCGCCAUCGUCUACCUGGGCUUCUUCUUCUUCCUCACCCCGCUGACGGUGUUUGGCCUCUCGCAGGCUGGUUGGCCGGUGCUGGUGGGCGUGGGGGUGCCCAUCGUCUUCCUGAUCCUCCUGGUGUUAUUCAUUAAGCUCCUGCAGUCCCGGUGCCCGCGAGCCCUGCCCCAGAAGCUCCAGAACUGGAAAUUCCUCCCCUUGUGGAUGCGCUCGCUGGAGCCCUGGGACAAGGUGAUAACUGCGCUCGGCAGGUGCUGUGGGAAGCGCUGCUGCUGCUGCUGCCGUGUCUGCUGUGUGCUGUGUGGCUGCUCCAAGUGCUGUCCUUGCUGCAAGUGCUGUGAAGACCUCGAGGAGGUGCAGGACGUCACCGUUAAGUCCCCCAAGACUUUUGAUAACCCAGCCAUGGACAAAGAAGCCCAGGACGGGGCCCCCAGGUCCGAAACUGUUUGCAACAUCACACCCUUGUAGGAAGGGGCUGCCCAGAGACCAGAGGAGGUCCCCACAGCCCACACCCUCAUGCUCCCUCCGGCUUCUGUGUGCCUUCCACCUGGUAGGGGGGGUUCCCCCCCACUGAGAAAUGACAUCCACCCUGACUCUCAUUCCCUUAGCCCUGUGUACCAGCCUGAGCAGUAGUUGCACCUCAGUCCCCUGCUCCCUGGGUCCCCCACACCCGGGAAAGUGCAGAACACACCGAAAGAGAAUUAGACAGUGAAACCCGGCCAGAAAGGCAAUCACACCUGCCCCCGCACACACGCACCGGGUUGGUCAAUAGGACAUUUUUUCCCAGACUCAAUGCAUCCUCUUCCAAAGGAAAAGCCCUAAGGGAAGGUUCUCAAAGGUGCAUGCAUACACACAUUCUUUUCUUUAUUGCAAUACAGCUCAGUCAUCUGUCUUAGCAAACACUGGCUUCAACCAAGAGUAGUUGCUCCCUGCUGUCCUGGCCCCAGAACAGCCCAGCUCAAGGGAAAUGUCACUGGACUCGGAAGAGACCAAGUGCUGGCUCGCCUGGUGCUUCCAGCUUCCUAAGAGAGUGGUCCUGACCCCUGAUGACCCUGAGCAGGCAGAUGGAUGGAGGCUGAGACCAGGGAAUAACCAACCUUUGGGGAAGAUGGUUCACUUGCCGCCAAGGGUGUUUUGUUUUUUGUGGGUUUUUUUUGUUUGUUUGUUUUGUUUUUUUUU